Messenger RNA from Stereum hirsutum FP-91666 SS1, 1634 nucleotides. RefSeq names its product MFS general substrate transporter. Bases 21 to 1634 code for a protein of 537 amino acids. Gene Ontology annotation, biological process: transmembrane transport. The transcript is spliced from 18 exons. Gene Ontology annotation, molecular function: transmembrane transporter activity. The record is from RefSeq and is a predicted model, not a curated record. NCBI's taxonomy places the organism in Eukaryota, Fungi, Basidiomycota, Agaricomycetes, Russulales, Stereaceae.
ACUGGUCUUCUUUGCUCCCGAUGCCGGAACCUUCUCUUCGUCGUGUUCACAGUGUUCCUGGGGAUCUCACCACCGUGACUCGCAGAGUUGCCACGAGCCAUGACACAACAAUUGUUCAAGACGAGGACAAUACUGAUGGCCACUCUCAGGCAGAUGAAAUACGAGCGGCAUACAAACAGAUUGGCUCUGAGAAAGAUCGGAGACGAGAGGGAGACAAGUUGGAGCUUGGUGGGUACCUUCCCGGCCGCGAGGAGCGGACAUGGCAGGACAAUAUCGUCACAUGGGACUCACCAGACGAUCCUCAAAAUCCGCAGAACUGGUCGUCUAGCUACAAAAUAUUGGUCACUAUACUCUAUGGAUCAAUCACAAUGUGUUCCUCCUUUUCGAGUAGCAUCUUUGGAUCUGGCUCGAGCGGGAUCAUUCGAGAGUACGGUAUCUCAUCCGAGGUUGCUGUCCUGGGAACUAGUCUUUUUAUCCUCGGCUACGUGCCCGGACCAAUCGUGUUCGCCCCACUGUCCGAGCUCUAUGGACGGCGUCUCGCUGUCCUUAUCCCAAUGUUCAUCUUCACUUGCUUCUCCGCCGCUACGGCAACAGCAAAGGACGUGCAAACUAUAUACAUUACUCGUUUUUUCGGUGGAUUAAUGGCUAGUGCACCCGUUGUCAACGUCGGUGGAGGGCUUGCGGAUAUGUUCAAUCAAAGGCAGCGUGCCGGCGCAGUCGUCCUUUAUGCCUUGACUGUCGUCGGAGGACCUUUAGUCGGCCCCAUUAUAGGCAGCGCUGUCUCAAAUCAUCCUUCUCUAGGAUGGCGGUGGUGCGAAUACCUCGUAGUCAUUCUCACUGGAACCAUCAUCUCUAUAAACGCGGUUUUCCUCCCAGAGACCUACGGUCCGGCACUGCUCUCUGCUAAAGCAAAAGAGCUUCGCCUUCGAACGGGUAGAUGGGAGUUGCACAGCCGCCAAGAAAUGCAAGAGUUUACCCUCGGCAGCUUUGUAGAGAAGAAUCUGACGAGACCGCUAAGAAUGCUUGCAUUGGAGCCUAUGGUCUUUGUUCUGACCCUCUACAACAGCUUCACUUACGGUAUUCUAUAUCUGUUCUUUAGUGCCAUUCCGAUUAUCUACGAAGAGGGACGGGGAUGGAAUCCAGUCGUAGGAAGUUUGCCGUUUCUGGCGGUCUUGGUCGGAUGUGUAUCUGCCGCCGGAUUUAAUAUGUGGUUUACACUUCGUGUUUUCAUCCCGCACAUGGAGAAGCACGAGGGUCGUGCCAGACCUGAGAUGCGCCUUCCCCCGAUGAUGUUAGGUGGGAUCACAUUCCCCGUCGGUUUCUUCAUACUUGGCUGGACUGCGAACCCGAACAUCCAUUGGUUCCCUGGCAUGAUCGGCCUCACACUCAUCGGAGCCUCGUUCCUGCUCAUAUUUCAGGCUGGGAUCAAUUAUCUUUUGGAUGCAUAUACGAAAUAUACAGCCAGCGCCAUAGCUGCGAACACCCUCAUGCGCAGCAUGUUCGGGGCGGGCCUUCCCCUGGUCGCCAUCCCUAUGUUCAACAGGCUUGGAGUGGCAUGGACGUGCACUUUGCUAGGGUGUAUAGCUGUGCUUCUCGCCGUGCUACCGUUCGAGGGUUCACAUUUUAACUUGUAA